This is a messenger RNA of Poeciliopsis prolifica (blackstripe livebearer), 3287 nucleotides long. It is a transcript of the gene nlrc3l, whose product is annotated as NLR family, CARD domain containing 3-like. The record is from RefSeq and is a predicted model, not a curated record. The coding region runs from base 250 to 2568 and encodes 772 amino acids. NCBI's taxonomy places the organism in Eukaryota, Metazoa, Chordata, Actinopteri, Cyprinodontiformes, Poeciliidae. The transcript has 12 exons.
AUGAAAAAUGAUCAGGAACUGAAAGUUAGACACGGCUCUAUUCAGAACCUUUUAAGUUUUACCCUGUUUUGCUUGUAUCAUUAGCUAGUGGAAGUACAUUUGUUUUACACCUCGUCGCCUUAGCACUGCUGGGUGUUGAUGUAAAUACAGCAGAGAGGUUUCCAGGCUAUAAAGUCACGUAAACCAGGUGUUUUCAGUUUCAUUUCCGCGUGUCUUAAUCUCACCUGGCAAAUAUCACCGCCAAGAACCAUGGACCCAGAAAACAACCAAGCUGCAGGAAGUGAUGUGGAAUCGGACAAUGAGACCUAUGAGAGGCCCCCAUCCAGUUAUGGUUCGAUGAAGAGCGAAUGUGAUGAGAUGGAGAAGAGGAGCAAUGAGGAAGAGGACGAAGGGGCAGGAAUCGCUGAAGUGGUGUGUUUUGCAGCACCUAAUCCUCCUGCUCCUCCAGUUGUUGGGUCUCAGAUGGGCCGCUCUCGGUAUACAGAGACACUCUACACUGAAGCCACUGAGCUGACCAGGCCACCAGAAGGGAUGGUGAUUGAUGCAGGCUCUGAAGAACUAGAUGAGCUCGAAGAUGCAGAAUUGGAUGAUGACGACGAACUUCUGACAACUUGUUCUCCUGAACCACCCGAGCCUCUAGAAAUGGAAGGUUUACCUCAGGAGGAUGAGAACAGCCAGCCAGGAAAACUAGACCCAGAAUUGGAUUUGCCUCAUGUAUUCAAAAGUAUCCAGGAAGUUCUGUCCCGGCUCAACAAAGAUGAGCUGUUCAAGUUUAAGAUAUGGUUUAAAAAAUGGGAGCCGCUUCCCGUCUUGCAGGAAGUCCUGGAUGGAGAUGUUCUCGAUUUUGUGGAUAAGAUCAUUGAACAGUUUGGCCAGGAUAAAGCCCUGUCAAAGACAAUAAGCACACUUGAAAAAUUGGAGAAGACAGAGGAGAUUAAUGACCUGAAAACAAAGUGCGCGAAAGCUAUGUUUCGUUUUUACCUGAAAGAGUAUAUAUUUCGUAAAAGUCAAAUCAUACACGAGGGUGUGCCUCAACCCGGAAAGCAGCAGUUUCUGAAUGCCGUGUAUGUGGAGCCUCAGAUUUCCAUCCGUGGCUUUGGAGGAGUUGACCCGUCUCAUGAGAUCUUGGCACAAACCCCGAAACCUCUCCAAGUCCCCAGUGAGGACUCGUUCGUUGCCUUGAACGAUCUGUUCCGACUGCAGAAAGAAGAUGGCUCACCCGUGAAGACGGUCGUGACCACGGGGAUCCCAGGAGUCGGGAUGUCUGUCUCUGUGGCAAAGUUCUGUCUAGACUGGUGUGAGGAAAAGGCCAACAGGGAUAUUCAGUACAUCUUGAAGCUUUCGUUCCAGACCCUGCGGCAUUUCCUGCAGAAAGAGUAUGAGGAAGAAGGCAUUUCAAUGCAAGAUUUAUUGGAGUAUCACCACUCUCCUAUAAAGGGUCUGAAUAUACUGGAGGAAGAGAACGCCAAAUAUGUCAUCAUAAUGGACUGUUAUGAUUGCUACGAGGCGCCUCUGGACUUUAAGAAAGCUCCAGAGAUUACUGACAAGAACACCAAAACACACAUAAAUAAUCUAAUUGUUAACCUCAUACGAAGAAAUUUGCUUCCGAAUGCUCGACUCUGGAUCCUGGGAAGACGAGCAGCGAUCACCGAGAUACCCGCUAAGUUUGUAGAUGUUAUUGCUGAGCUGCAGGGUUUCAGUGAUGAGAUGAAAGACGAGUACCUGACCAAACGCUUUGAUAACCCUCAGUUAGCAGCGAAUAUUGUGAGACACUACAAGCGCGUGCCGAUACUUCAGAUUCUUGCUCGCCAGCCAUUUUUCACCUGGAUGGUGGCAAAAAUAAUCAAGAGCUGCUUUAAGCAGGCGAACUACGGAAGCAACAAGCCCAGAGUGACGCCGUUUCUCAUCCACUUUAUUAUCAUUCAGACGAAUCGCAUGCUGAAGUUCUACUUCAGAAAGAGGGAUAAUGAGAAAUGGACCGACGUCGAGGUUAACUUGCUGAGAAUGUUAGGGAAGAUGUCCUUCAAGAUGCUGGAGAAGAACACCAACGUGUUCACCGAGGAGGAUGUGAAGGAUGUGUCUCUGGAGUUGAACGAGGUGGUUGUGUUCUCGGGCCUUUGUACUGAGCUCGUUCCUACAUUCAUCACUGGGAAAAGGACUUUCUGCUUCUCUCACUACACCAUUCAGGAGUUCAUGGCUGCUCUGUACGUCUUCUUAGCGUUCCACCUCGACUCUAAGAACGUUCUGGAGAGUAGCUUCCUGCCCAGAGUCUUGUCAUAUAAAAUCAAUGGCAAAUCAGCUGCAGGCCUUGUGCAGUGCGCUGUCACCCGGACCCUGAGCUCCAAGCCGGGACAUUACGACAUGUUCCUGCGUUACUUGUGUGGCCUGUUCUCCCUGCACUGCCACGACAACCUGCUCAAGGGCUUCCUGUAUUCACACGGCGUCCCGAAGGUAGAAGGACUGGGGGAGGUGGAGCAGUUACUGGAUCAGACCAUCGAGGCCGCGCCGGAAGACAGGAAGCGGAAUCUUAGAGAGUGUCUUCGAGAGAUGACCCAGGAAGAUGAAUGAGCUGAGAUUAGAGCAUAUCAUGGAUGAAGACUGUUUUGAUUUGUCAUUCAACUAUGUUUUAAAUAAGGUGAUGUUGGAAAUAACAUUAAGUGACAAUAAUUGAAGCAGUACUGGCUCUUAUUAUGAUGAAACAAAGAAUAGUCUAUAGUGUUUUAGCUGCAUCUGAUGGCAUAAAAUGUUUUUUUUUAUACAUUCUAAGUAGACUUUUUACAGCACUGUGGUAACCUGUGUAUUUACCUUUAAAAUACAUUUUUUUUUGUUUUUUCUUAUUUCAGUAUACCGUUAUUUUAUUUACGUCCAGUCACUGGAUAACUUUAUUUGCCUAAGGAGAGAGAAAUGACACUAUUAGUUAAGGUGAAAGUUAGGGAUCCUCAAAUCCAGUCCAUCUGAUUGUGGUGUGUGGAAUCCCAGCCUUUGGGGAUUUGAUGUGACAAUCUCUGGUUUAGAUAAUAAACCAAACGACAUAGAAACGAACAGGCUUUAGAGUUUUUGCAGAAGAAAGCAAAAUGGAGAAACAAGACUCCAAAACUAAGUUGAGAUCAUCUGCUUUCCUUCUCUUUCACAUUUCCUUAAACUUGAUAAAAGGUAUUUUGUUUUUUUUUUUUUGCUUGUUUGAAUAUUUUUCUUCUAGUUGUGUUGACUUUUUCAAACAUUGUUAUUGAUUAUGCUUGGUGAAUGUAAGGGGGCAUAUAAAGAGUUUUUCCUACUUUAAUAUAACA